Messenger RNA from Rosa rugosa (rugosa rose), 1948 nucleotides. RefSeq names its product UDP-glycosyltransferase 73C1-like. The coding region runs from base 253 to 1704 and encodes 483 amino acids. Lineage: Eukaryota; Viridiplantae; Streptophyta; Magnoliopsida; Rosales; Rosaceae. The transcript has a single exon. Gene Ontology annotation, molecular function: UDP-glycosyltransferase activity. The record is from RefSeq and is a predicted model, not a curated record.
CCGAUACUAGAGCCAAGAGUGCCCUUGGCACAUACACAGAGUGUUCUCAUAUUUUUUUAGUACUUUUGUUCUUAUGGGUCAAGGACCCUAUAGCUAAAUUUAGCCUAUUUAUUUAUUAACAAAAGGAAUAGAAAAAGAAUAAUAAGAAACAUGCAUAGCAUCACCAGUAAUCAAAAGCUAAAGGCUGGCUUGAAUUCUCUAUAAAAUGCUAUCCAUGGAUGAUACUCUUCAUAUCUAACCUGGUUGCUAACCAUGGCAUCCCAAACCCCCCAGCUUCAUUUUACCUUAUUCCCUCUUAUGGCCCAAGGCCACAUGAUUCCAAUGGUUGAUAUGGCUAGAAUGUUGGCACUGCGAGGUGUUACCAUAACCAUUUUCACCACACCAUGCAACGCCGCCCGUUUCAAGUUAGUCCUUGAUCGUGCCAUCAAAGCCGGGCUUCAAAUUCGAGUAAUCGAACUGAAGUUUCCAUGUCAAGAGGCAGGACUACCCGAGGGGUGUGAGAACUUUGACAUGCUACCUUCACCCCACUUAGCCUUCAAUUUCUACAAUGCAACAGCUAUGCUACAAGAGCAAGUAGAGAUGUUGUUCCCAGAGCUCACACCAAAGCCAUGUUGCAUAAUCUCUGACUUAUGCUUGCCUUGGACAAACGACAUUGCUAACAUGUUUGAUAUACCAAGGAUAAGUUUCCAUGUACAUAGUUGCUUUUCACUCUUGUGUUUGUACAAUUUAGGCGUUCAUUCCAAGGUGUUUGAGAGUGUAACCUCAGAUUCUGAGUACUUUAUCGUUCCAGGUAAUUUGCCUGAUCGAAUCGAGGUUACCAAAGCUCAGAUACCAGGACCAUUGCUUCCAAACUUGAAGGAUUUCAUUGUCCGAAUGGGAGCAGCUGAAAGGGCCUCAUACGGUUCCAUUGUGAACACUUUCGAAGAACUCGAGGGACCAUAUGCUAAUGAGUACAAAAACGCAACAAAAAAGAACCAUCUGUGGUGUAUUGGCCCAACCUCAUUAUGGAACCAAGAUGACUUGGAAAGAGGAAACAAGUCAUCAAUUGAUAAAAAUCAGUGUUUGAAGUGGCUUGAUUCCUGGGAACCAAACUCUGUGCUCUAUGUUUGCCUUGGAAGCCUAUGUAAUAUGAUACCUUCACAACUCAUAGAGCUUGGCUUGGGGAUAGAAGAGUCAAAGAGGCCAUUUAUUUGGGUUAUAAAGGAAGGGAGGACAUCAAAAGAGUUGGAGGAGUUGCUUUUGAAAGAUGGAUUUGAGGAAAGAAACAAAGAAAGAGGCCUUUUGAUCAGAGGUUGGGCACCUCAAGUGUUGAUUUUGUCACACCAAUCAACUGGAGGGUUUAUAACACAUUGUGGAUCAAGUUCAUUUCUUGAAGGAGUAUGUGCUGGAGUUCCCAUGGCCACUUGGCCACUAUUUGGUGACCAAUUUUUUGCUGAGCAUCUUCUUGUGACAGUUCUGAAAAUUGCUGUAAGAAUUGGGGUGCCAAAACCACUGAAUUGGGGAGAGGAAGAAAAGACUGGGAUAUUGGUGUACAAGGAAAAUGUGAAGGGAGCCAUAGAAAUAUUAAUGGAUGAAGGGAAAGUAAGUCAAGAGAGAAGAGAAAGAGUUGGGGAGCUUGCAAUUAUGGCAAAGGGAGCUGUACAAGAAGGGGGUUCAUCUUAUGUCAACAUUACAAAUCUAGUCCAACAUUUCAUGCAAUUAUGAAGUGGUGGGUGUGAUGUAUCUCAUGUUGGCCGGUUUCAAGGAGUGGAUGCUUUUGGUGUUUGAAAUCAGCAAUUGUCUUGUGAUUUGGAUCUUUGUCCAAAGAAAAAAUAGAAGAAAAGUGUGUGCUCUCCAAGAUGAAGAUACUCAUGUGUAUCCUUGGGUUUGUUAUUGUUGUUAAUCUAUUGUAUAAUGGAAUAAUAAAAAUUGAAGGCUUGUUGUUUGGGACCCUUUGGUUAAGGGAAUU